This is a messenger RNA of Toxotes jaculatrix (banded archerfish), 1915 nucleotides long. It is a transcript of the gene fkbp1ab, whose product is annotated as FKBP prolyl isomerase 1Ab. Gene Ontology annotation, molecular function: peptidyl-prolyl cis-trans isomerase activity. NCBI's taxonomy places the organism in Eukaryota, Metazoa, Chordata, Actinopteri, Toxotidae. The coding region runs from base 116 to 442 and encodes 108 amino acids. The transcript has 5 exons. The record is from RefSeq and is a predicted model, not a curated record.
GAGAGAGAGAGAGAGAGAGAGACAGCUGAGAACAUCCGCUGGAGGAGCAGACAGACAGACUGCGGGAAGAGUGGUGCCGGGUGCAGGGAGAGAGCUCCAGAACACGCCGCUGAAAAUGGGAGUCGAAAUCGAGACUAUAACUCCGGGCGACGGAAGGACUUUCCCCAAAAAAGGACAGACGUGUGUGGUGCAUUAUGUUGGCUCCUUGACAGAUGGACGUAAGUUUGACUCAUCCCGUGAUAGGGACAAACCUUUCAGGUUCAAGAUCGGCAAGCAGGAAGUUAUCCGAGGCUGGGAAGAGGGAGUAGUGCAGAUGAGUGUUGGUCAAAGGGCCAAGCUGACCUGCUCACCUGACUACGCUUAUGGAAACAAAGGCCACCCUGGCAUCAUCCCUCCUAACGCCACCCUCAUCUUUGACGUUGAGCUGCUGGGUUUGGAAUGAAACAAAUCCCAAAGCCUAUUUUUUGCGUUGUGAGACUUCCUACCUGGGUGACCGGAGAGAAGCUAGGACAGUCUGCACUUGAUUCUAUAAGAGGCUUGAGUCUAUAGUUCCAUCACUUAUUUCAUCAAACUGUUACAGUUUGUGUUCUUUUGUCUCUGUGACUGAGUUAAUUAUAUUUUUCAUCAUAUUCUUCCUCGUACAAACUAUGGGCCAUAACCUUACAAACCUCCAUGUUGUUAAUCUUGAAUUGUUUUGAAUUGUGCUUUACUUUUCCUUGUGUUUUUUGAAGUGCUGGUUGUGCACGGUUACGCUGAGAAGUACAAAAUACCAAUGAACCACUCGCAUCGACAUUCAUCCCUCAACGCGUCCUGGUGCUUGUUAUAUAACAGAAACAAAAAAAAGUGUACAAAAGAACAUGAAAAGCACACAUUUGUAUCCCUUUCAAGCUUAAAAUCAGAACAAAUGAAGUGAGUUUCUGUUAGGGAGAUAAUGCUUAGUGCUGAAUUUAGUGGCCACCUGUAGUGAAAUGUCAAAUAAUAGGAGGCCUUAAUGAUGCAACACAGGAACUGAGUUCGCUAUAUUAAAAAAGCGCCCAUUUCUAUAUAGUGCCACUGUGUUUUGUUUUGUUUUUUUUUUCAUUUAAAUUGUUAAACCCAAGUGUGAGCUCCACGGGGUAAUUGGCGCAAAGGAGAACCAAUCACAGUUGUAGAUAGCUCUAACGUGUGCCUAAAUAUUAUCACCAGACACAUGGUUACUACCUUGCCCUGUCUGCAUGUCCUAGGCCUGAUGGAAAUCUUAGUAUGUAGAUGUUGAAUGCUUUGCAUCCAAUUUGCGUUAUUAUUGCCUUCUCACCUCGCCAAGUCUUUAAACCCCAUUUAAAGCCAUACACAGGUCAAACAGUGCAAAGAUAGGAUUUGCACUGAUGCGCAUCAAUUGGAGUUUGUUAUUUUUUUGUCUUAGAAAAAAAGGGAAAUGCUUGAAAUUUACAAAAGGGGGUUGAGGAAUCAAUCAAAUUGUGACCUCCCCCAACCUUAUUUUGUGUAACAACUUCAAUCUUGUAUUUUUCAGAUGCCAACUUUCUAUCUCUGAGUAUCAACAAAGCUAAUGUAUAACCUGUGAUGAUAGAUAAUGUGCUUCUUUUCUUUUUUGUAUUUUCUUUUCUUUUUUGUUUUUGCCAGUGUCAGUAAAGUACCACGCUGCCUAACUGAAGUCUGUGUGGUUGUAGAGAAAAAUGCUGACACACAGGCAUCCAAGUGGUUUUGUAUCUCAAAUAAAUAGUUUUAAAUGGAGUUUAAAUGAAGGAAUACGCUGGCCUGGCUGUCAGAUAUUGACUGUGGCUGUCGAUGUUACAUAUUGGCCAAGCUGCAACUGGUGUGGCAGCAGUCCACCUCUGUACUGUGUAGUUAUAUGCUGAUAUGUUACUGUAUGCAGGCUAAACCAAUGAUGACAUUUAAAAUAAAAGAAGUGCUCUCC